AUGGCUCUCUCCGACGUCACCCGUGUCCCUGUUCACCGCAAUGCCAACUACAAGGCCAACGGCACCAAGUCCCUUGUCUGGCUUUACAACAAGUAUAACAUUACCCCCACCAGACCGGGUCGGUAUCAUCGUGACGAGAAGAAUCGCCUCAUGAAACGUCAGGAAGAUGGUUCCUCCGCCGAGGUCACCGCAGAAGAUCAGCAAAAUGACAGCUACUAUACUUGCCCGGUCACCAUUGGCACUCCUGGUCAACAACUUGAUGUGACCUUCGAUUCUGGUUCCGCUGACUUUUGGGUCUGGUCCAGUUACCUCCCUGAAAGCACCAAGAAGGCUGGAAGCGCAUCAGGUGGUACCAUCUAUGAUCCCACCAAAUCCUCCACGCAAAAGCCCAUGACUGGAAGCUCCUGGCAGAUCCGGUAUGGAGAUGGCUCUUCGGCAUCAGGAAUUGUGACCACAGACGUCCUGCAGGUUGGAGACAUCAAGAUUCUUGGUCAACCAGUCGAGAUAGCCACAGAUAUCUCCCCCGAUCUCGCUACCGAGACUGGUUCGCAGGGGAUUUUAGGGUUGGCAUUCGGCAAUAUCAACAACGUCAGCCCCGUGCCGGUCAAGACACCUCUUGACAACAUGAUUGCGCAGGAAGACAUUCCCAAGGACCAAGAGGUCUUCACCUGCUACAUGGGUUCUUACAAAGACGCCAAAGACCCAGACAAUGGCACCUCAUUCUUUACCUUCGGAAAGAUUGACAGUGACGUAGUCCACGCAAGUGGCAGAGAAAUCUCCUACACACCGGUCAAUGAUAGUAACGGAUUCUGGGAGUUCGCUUCGGAAUUCGUUGUCAUCAAUGGACAGAAGACCCUAUUGCCAGGAAACACCGCCAUUGCUGACACUGCCACCACCUUGAUGAUCAUUGAUGAUGAUCUCGUCGAGAAGAUUUACUCUGCUAUUCCGGGUGCGGUAUACGAUAAAUCUCAGCAAGGCUGGCUGAUCCCUUCCAAUACUCCUUCUGACAAGAUCCCUGAUGUCGCUUUCGCGGUUGGUGACGUGGAGAUUGUUAUUGACAAAGAACAGAUUGCAUUCGCCCCGAUUCCAAAGUCCGGCAUGGUAUAUGGCGGUAUUCAAGGUCGAGGUGGAUUGCCCUACAACGUCUACGGCGAUACCUUUCUGAAAUGUGUUUACGCGGUCUUUGAUGCUGGGAAGAAGCAAUUCGGGGUCGUCCAGAGGGUUAACCCUGGUCGAAAGAUUGCCUUCUAG
Messenger RNA from Fonsecaea multimorphosa CBS 102226, 1251 nucleotides. RefSeq lists its product as uncharacterized. The transcript has 5 exons. The record is from RefSeq and is a predicted model, not a curated record. Lineage: Eukaryota; Fungi; Ascomycota; Eurotiomycetes; Chaetothyriales; Herpotrichiellaceae. Bases 1 to 1251 code for a protein of 416 amino acids. Gene Ontology annotation, molecular function: aspartic-type endopeptidase activity. Gene Ontology annotation, biological process: proteolysis.